GAGAGGACGGGAAGGGGAGGGGGAGGCGGCAAGGUCCUCCAUGGGUAAAUUCCCCCUCCCCCCUCCCUUCCUGCUUUCUUCUCUCUCCUUUGCAAAAGCCCCUCCUGGACUCGGGGUCCAGUGUGCUUUGAAGACGUAGCUGUUCCUUUCACAGAGGAGGACUGGGCUUUGCUGGAUCCUGACCAGAGAGCUCUGCAGAAGGAAGUCAAGGAGGAGAAUCCUGGGAUCGUGGCUUCUCAGGACCCUGCAGCUUCUUUUGGCUCCUCGACUCUUCAGGAAGGAUGAGUGAGACGGAUCCUGUCAAGCUAGAGGAGAUGGAAGAGGGAAGAUGGACGGAUGACCUAGUCAGGUUGUCUCCUGCAUCCCUCCCCACAACCUCUGAGCACUCCCUCCCAGGGACCUCCGAGAGAUCUGACAAGGCGUGGACGUUGCUGGAUCGUGACCAGAGAGCUCAGCAUAAAGAGGUCAAGGAGGAGAAUCGUGGGAUCGUGGACUCUCUCAAUGGUGAUAAAUUAGAAGGGAAGAACAAGGGGGAGCACAACAGAAUCCACAUAGUGGAGAAGUCAUAUAAAUAUUCAGAGUGUGGAGAGAAGAUCCGUCAGAGUUCCCAGUCCACCUCCCAUCAAAGAAAAAGCUUCAUUCGAAGGAAUAGCCUCACUUCACACGAAAGAACACAGAGUAGGGAGAAAUCGUAUCAGUGCUUGGAGUGUGGAAAGAACUUCAAUCGGAAGGAUAGUCUCACUUUGCAUCAAAGAGUUCAUACAGGGGAGAAACCCUAUCAGUGCUUGGAGUGUGGAAAGAGCUUCAGGAGGAGCUGCCAUCUCACUUCCCAUCAAAGAAUUCAUACAGGGGAGAAACCCUAUCAGUGCUUGGAAUGUGGGAAGAGCUUCAGUUACAGCGCCCAUCUCACUUCCCAUCAAAGAAUUCAUACAGGGGAGAAACCCUAUCAGUGCUUGGAAUGUGGGAAGAGCUUUCGUCUGAGUGGUGAGCUCACUUCCCAUCAAAGAAUUCAUACAGGGGAGAAACCCUUUCAGUGCUUGGAAUGUGGGAAGAGCUUCAGUUACAGCACCAAUCUCACUUCCCAUCAAAGAAUUCAUACAGGGGAGAAACCCUUUCAGUGCUUGGAAUGUGGGAAGAGCUUCAGUUACAGCGCCCAUCUCACUUGCCAUCAAAGAAUUCAUACAGGGGAGAAACCCUAUCAGUGCUUGGAAUGUGGGAAGAGCUUUCGUCUGAGUGGUGAACUCACUUCCCAUCACAGAAUUCAUACAGGGGAGAAACCCUAUAAGUGCUUGGAAUGUGGAAAGAGCUUUCGUCUGAGUGGUCAACUCACUUCCCAUCAAAGAAUUCAUACAGGGGUAAAACCCUAUAAGUGCUUGGAAUGUGGAAAGAGCUUUCGUCUGAGUGGUCAACUCACUUCCCAUCAAAGAAUUCAUACAGGGGAAAAACCCUAUCAGUGCUUGGAGUGUGAAAAGAGCUUCAAUCGGAAGGAUAGUCUCACUUCCCAUCAAAGAAUUCAUACAGGGGAGAAACCCUUUCAGUGCUUCGAGUGUGGAAAGAGCUUUCGUCUGAGUGGUGAACUCACUUCCCAUCACAGAAUUCAUACAGGGGAGAAACUCUUUCAGUGCUUGGAAUGUGGGAAGAGCUUCAGUCAGAGGGUCCAUCUCACUUCUCAUCAAAUAAUUCAUACAGGGGAGAAACCCUAUCAGUGCUUGGAAUGUGGGAAGAGCUUUCGUCUGAGUGGUUAUCUCACUUCCCAUCAAAGAAUUCAUACAGGGGAGAAACCCUUUCAGUGCUUGGAAUGUGGGAAGAGCUUCAGUUACAGCACCAAUCUCACUUCCCAUCAAAGAAUUCAUACAGGGGAGAAACCCUAUCAGUGCUUGGAAUGUGGAAAGAGCUUCAAUCGGAAGGAUGGUCUCACUUCCCAUCAAAGAAUUCAUACGGGGAGAAACCCUGUCAGUGCUUCGAAUGUGGGAAGAGCUUUCGUCUGAGUGGUUAUCUCACUUCCCAUCAAAGAAUUCAUACAGGGG
Messenger RNA from Podarcis raffonei (Aeolian wall lizard), 2027 nucleotides. Its product is annotated as zinc finger protein 883-like. The transcript has 5 exons. Lineage: Eukaryota; Metazoa; Chordata; Lepidosauria; Squamata; Lacertidae. Bases 282 to 1988 code for a protein of 568 amino acids. The record is from RefSeq and is a predicted model, not a curated record.